This is a messenger RNA of Drosophila teissieri, 1208 nucleotides long. RefSeq names its product histone RNA hairpin-binding protein (gene Slbp). The coding region runs from base 195 to 1016 and encodes 273 amino acids. Gene Ontology annotation, biological process: mRNA transport; mRNA 3'-end processing by stem-loop binding and cleavage. Gene Ontology annotation, molecular function: mRNA binding; histone pre-mRNA stem-loop binding. The transcript is spliced from 2 exons. Lineage: Eukaryota; Metazoa; Arthropoda; Insecta; Diptera; Drosophilidae. Gene Ontology annotation, cellular component: cytoplasm; histone pre-mRNA 3'end processing complex. The record is from RefSeq and is a predicted model, not a curated record.
GGUGCCUUGUUGUGGUGCCUUUUCUGUCGCCUACCUGCCCACUCCUCUCCUGGCCACACUGCACAUCGCAUCCACAACAAAAAACGCGCGAAGGUUCGGGCAGAAAACGCAAAACAUCGCCGUGAUAACAUCCUCGCCAGCAACGGACCGCAUCCUUCACAACGCAGUAAACAUCCGGAACACAUUUGCACAACAUGCUCUGCGAGGAUCAACACAUGUCUGUGGACAACACACCGCAGAAAGGCUCCGGUAGCCUGAAUUCCUCAGCAUCCUCCAUAUCGAUUGAUGUGAAGCCCACCAUGCAGAGCUGGGCCCAGGAGGUCCGCGCGGAGUUUGGCCACAGUGACGAGGCCUCCAGUUCCCUGAAUAGCAGCGCCGCCAGCUGCGGUUCCAAAAAGGAGACAUCAGAUGUUAAACUCGAGUCCAUCGAGGGCGAGGGCCGGGAAAUGGCCUUCGAGUUCCUGGAUGGCGUCAACGAAGUCAAGUUCGAGCGCCUGGUCAAGGAGGAGAAGCUGAAGACGCCCUACAAGCGCCGACAUUCGUUUACGCCGCCCAGCCACGAGAACAGUCGCUCCAACAGUCCAAACAGCAGCAACUCCUCGGCCAACGGAGAUGCAGCUGCCCCCAAAGGCGGCAACCAUCAGCAUCCGAGAAACCGAAAGCCCGACAGCUUCCGGGCCCACAAGGAGGAGAAACGGGUGCGCCACAACAGCUACACAUCCUCCACCUCAUCCUCCUCCUGCUACACCGAAGCCGAUCCCGCCGUCCUAAGCCGCCGUCAGAAGCAAAUAGAUUACGGAAAGAAUACUGCCGCCUAUGAGCGCUAUCUGGAGAUGGUGCCCAGGUCGGAGCGGACUCGCGAUCAUCCGCGCACCCCAAACAAGUACGGAAAGUACAGCCGCCGCGCAUUCGAUGGCCUCGUGAAGAUCUGGCGCAAGAGCCUCCACAUCUACGAUCCACCCACCCAAGCGCGCGCCACAGCCAAUGACAGCAAUUCCGACUCGGAUUCGGACUAGGAUCGAAUCUUGUUAUCGGGCCGGGUUACGUUUUUCAAAUAUUAAUGGGGGGUUUUACCUACUUACUUUCAUUCUAAGUACAAAUUCGAGCUAACUAAAACUAUGAAUCAAACACGCAUUUUCGAGGCACAAGGCCGUGUUCAGAGAAUUGUUACGCAGAUGUUUUUUUGAAUAAAAUGGCGUCUUACAAGA